Molecule: messenger RNA, 3704 nt
Organism: Kogia breviceps (pygmy sperm whale)
Lineage: Eukaryota; Metazoa; Chordata; Mammalia; Artiodactyla; Physeteridae
Gene: LRP11
Product: LDL receptor related protein 11
Molecular function (GO): protein binding
Source: RefSeq, a predicted model, not a curated record
AUCCUUGUCCAGGUCGCCUCAUCCUCGCGGAGCUCGCGGCGGCUCGGGGCAGAGAGUCGCCGGGCCGCCCAGAGGCCCCGGGAAAGGACGAGGAGCGGGGCCGGGCCGGGCCGGCAAUGCCUCCAGCUGCUGCGGCGUCCGCUGGUGACCGAGCGUCCGCGGCUUUGGGGUCGCAGCUGGGCCCCGGGGAGGCCAGGCUUUGAGGCGCUGGGGCCUAGCGCCCGCUGCGGCGGCUCAGCAGGGCCUCAGGGCCCGCGCUCCCCCGCCUCCCUCGCUCUCUGCGGCCCCGCUUCGGCUCGCUUCCUUCGCCGCCGACCGCCAUGGCCUCCGCCGCCCGGGAGAGCGCGGCCUCCGGGCUCAGGCGGUCGCCACGGCUCCCGGCGCUGCGCGGGCUGCUGCUGCUGUGCUUGUGGCUGCCCAGCGGCCGCGCGGUGGGGUCGGCCUCCGCGCCGCUGUCCGAGCUGCACGCGCAGCUCUCGGGAGUGGAGCAGCUGCUGGAGGAGUUCCGCCGGCAGCUGCAGCAGGAACGGCCGCAGGAGGCGCUGGAGCUGGAACUGCGCGCGGGCGGCAGCCCCCAGGAAGGCUGCCCAGGCGGCGGCGGCGGCUACAGCGCCAUGCCGGACGCCAUCAUCCGCACCAAGGACUCCAUCGCGGCCGGCGCCAGUUUCCUGAGCGCGCCGGCUGCCGUGCGGGACUGGCGGCAGUGCCUGGAGGCCUGCUGCCUCGAGCCGCGCUGCUCCGUGGCCGUGGUGGAGCUGCCCCGCCGGCCCGCGCCUCGGGUCGCCGCGCUCGGCUGCUACCUCUUCAACUGCACGGCGCGCGGCCGCAGCGUCUGCAAGUUCGCACUGCACCGCGGCUACAGCAGCUACAGUCUCAGCCGCGCCCCAGAGGGCGAGCAAGAAGGCCUGGAAGCUGGCACUCCGGCCACCGCCAGGGCCUCGCCGCGGCCGGAAAAGGACGAGCCUCCACUUAGCAAGGCCGGGCAAGAUGUUGUUUUGCAUCUGCCCACAGAUGGAGUGAUUCUGGAUGGCCGUGAGAGCACAGACGACCACGCCAUCAUCCAGUAUGAGUGGAUACUGCUGCAGGGUGACCCGUCAGUGGACAUGAAGGUGCCUCAGUCCGGAACCCUGAAGCUGUCCCACCUGCAGGAGGGGACAUACACCUUUCAGCUGACGGUGAUGGACGCUGCUGGGCACAGGAGCUCUGACAACGUCUCGGUGACCGUGCUUCCCGUGGCCUCCUCCACAGGAGGAUGCUCGAAGGUUUGCUCGCGCUACCACUUCUUUUGUGAUGACGGCUGUUGCAUUGACAUCACGCUGGCUUGUGAUGGAGUGGAGCAGUGUCCUGACGCGUCUGAUGAAGCUUUCUGUCAAAAUCUGAGCCUUGACCGCAAGAUGGUGACCCACACGGCUAUGGCGCAGCCUAGACCCACCGGGCCAAGCAAAGAUGCAGGCAGGGCCUCCUUGCGGGAAAAGUCCCAGAAAACCACCGCCCCCAAACAGCCACCUGCAUCAUCAACCAUGGAAAAGAGGAAUCAUUCUGCCUUUUGGGGACCAGAGAGUCUCAUUGAUCCUGGGAUGCCAGAUAGUGGUUCCUCAGGGAAGCACAGAAAAGAGGAAAAUUAUAUUUUUGAGUCAAAGAGCAACCGCGGAGGAGGGGAACACCCAGCCCCAGAAGCAGGCUCGCUUCUAGUACCUUCCCUCCUCUGCUCUAAAUCUGGACUGGUUAUUCUCCAGGCCUGCUGCAUAGCAUUCAUACUGGGACUUCCUUUGCAAUAAUCCUGGAAUCCUGGGAACUCUUACCACCUCUCUCUUGAACAAGAUGUCCUACCUUCUUAGAUACCAUGGCUGCUUCUUUUCGGUUUUUCCUACUCUCUCUCUACUCUGUCAUUUUUUGGUGAUAUAAUUAAAGCAAUUCCUCCAGAAGUAUUCUGUAAAGCAGUAUGUGGAAUAUUUUUAAAGAUGGAGAUUGAGAUUGGCAAAUCUAAAAUUAUCUUUAUUCUAUGUAUUUAGUGACGUGUGGGUAUAGAAUUCAAGAUUGGAAAUCACUUUCAAUUCAGAAUUGUGAUGGUUUGCCUCUGACUUGUUCAUUCUAAUGUUGCUUUUCUAUAAUCUGAUUCCUUUCUGAUUACUGACCCUUAAACGGAUUAUCUAUUUUGUUUUUCUGGAAAUUUUUGGAAUAUUCUCUUUAUCUGUAACAUUCUGAAAUUUCAUGGUGAUAUUGUGGCUCUUUUUUUUUUUUUUUUAAUUCAUGGUACUAAGCACUCAAAAGAUCCUUUCAAACUAUAGAAUCAUGUCUUUCAGUUCUCAGAAAUUUUCUUAGGGCUUAGGGCUACCUGUUCCUCAUAAAGAAUUUCAAGUAGCAGCACCUCUUUUCAGGCCAAAGUGUUAUCUCUGGUUUCCAAGGUCCUGAUGCCUCCAAUUUCUAAGCUUUUUCUGAGUUCUGCAGAGCAAACUGCUUCUGCAUUGAUACCCCUCUCUUCAGUCUCUUUGGUUCAACUUCCUUCACCCUUCCAGGUCAGUUAUUACUCCAACUGCUUUCUGUCUUCACACACUGUAGAGUUCAGGAUUGCAGGUAUAAUCUCCUAGAUAACUGAAAAUGGAGUUAGUGUUUCCGUUUCUUGUUUUUCUAGUUGUUUUGGGGUGAUAUCCAAAGGAGGCAUAAACAUCUUUAUUCUCUUAAAACUGGAAAGCCCCUUCAGCAUGCCUAUCUUCAAAUUUAAUCAGAUGUAAAGAGCCGCCUCCACCCGAUAACACUUCCCAGUGCUACUACAAAUGUGCAAAUUAAUUCUGAGCUAAAGCCAGAAAUACCUUUCGAGAUCAUCUUAAGGUCUUAGUGGGGAAGAUGAGCCCUGUACCCCAAGACCUUUCAUUUAAACACAGUUCUGUUUCAGAUUUUAGUUGUUCCUACUAGGCUGCCAAUAUUUAAAAAAAAAAAAAAAGUUAAAAAAGUUAAAAAACUUACUGAUCAUGUGUUCAUACAUGAAAAUUCAUUAAGUUAUUCAUUUAUGACUUGUACACCUUUCUACAUCAUGUUAAUACUUCAAUUAAAAUAUGUUAAAACCACUGGUUUGGUCUUUUUUUCAAACAGAUAACAGGGCCAGAGAAAAUAGCUGAUUUUCCUAAGGUCAUUCAGCCAAUGAAUAACAAGUCAGUGACCAGAACAAACCCCCUAACUUUCAGCUUCUCAUAACUGUGUAAACACACAGAAAACCCACUUGCAGGCUGGGGAGUAGAUGAGACUGGGCAGAAGAGACAGUGUCACUUUUAGCCCCUUGCCAUCUAGUCAAGAACUAUGAAAAAAUCACAUGUAAUAGAAACCUAAGCCAAGGAAUAUUGGGGCUGACAUAAGUUUAUCAGAAUCUUACUAAAAUGAAAACUCAAUUUUGUACUUAAAUAUUUCCUUGACUAUGUAAUAUAUACUACUGGAAUAUCCCUCCCUCUCACUGCAACUAUGCAAAUCCUACUAUUCUUUAAGAUUCAGUUCAAAUUCCAUUCCUAUAAGAAGUCUCCUUGACUAUUCUAUGCAACAUACUCUCCCUCCCUUGAACUCCUACAGUACAUAUUUUCUUUUCCCUUCAACAUCUAUCAUACGCUGAUACAGGUAUGACACAGCUCUUCUAGAUCAUAAGGUUUGUGAGGAUAAAUGUACGACAAAUACUUCCUGGUCUUACCCAUGCACCUAACAUAGUCUUGCACAUUCCG